Ochotona curzoniae (black-lipped pika) is the source of this 3126-nucleotide messenger RNA. It is a transcript of the gene GBA2, whose product is annotated as glucosylceramidase beta 2. The coding region runs from base 59 to 2800 and encodes 913 amino acids. Gene Ontology annotation, cellular component: membrane. The transcript is spliced from 17 exons. Gene Ontology annotation, molecular function: glucosylceramidase activity; beta-glucosidase activity. Lineage: Eukaryota; Metazoa; Chordata; Mammalia; Lagomorpha; Ochotonidae. The record is from RefSeq and is a predicted model, not a curated record. Gene Ontology annotation, biological process: carbohydrate metabolic process; glucosylceramide catabolic process; central nervous system development.
UUGGGAGGGUGCGGGGCCUGGGACCGUCCUGGUCGUGGAGACCCAGCAUCCAAGGAACAUGGGAACUGGAGUCCCAGCAUCGGAGCAGAUCAGCUGUGCCAAAAGAGACUUGCAGGUGCAUUGUCCCGAAGAUGCUGGAGGCACGGACGCUGUGCCAAUUACGGACUGCGGGAGCCCUGAGGCCAGUCGAUCCCCCACGGAGCCAGGCGGCUGUAAUCCUGAGGACUCUGGGCAGCUGAUGGCCUCCUAUGAGGGUAAUGCUAGGGGCUACCAGGUACCUCCCUUUGGCUGGCGCAUCUGCCUGGCUCAUGAGUUUACAGAGAAGAGGAAACCCUUUCAAGUUAACCACGUCUCCCUAAAGAAUUUGAUAAAGCAUUUGGGCAUGGGCUUGAGGUACUUGAAGUGGUGGUACCAGAAGACUCAGGUGGAAAAGAAAAUGCCUUUCAUCGACAUGUUCAAUUGCAUACCUCUGAGACAGAUCUAUGGUUGCCCCUUGGGCGGCAUUGGGGGCGGCACGAUCACCCGUGGAUGGAGAGGUCAGUUCUGCCGUUGGCAGCUUGACCCUGGAAUGUACCAGCACCGGACAGUCAUCGCCGACCAAUUCACAGUGUGCUUGCGUCGGAGAGGACAGACUGUAUACCAGCAAGUCCUGUCACUGGAGCGCCCAAGCGUCCUACGUAACUGGAACUGGGGCCUGUGUGGGUACUUUGCUUUCUACCAUGCCCUCUAUCCCCGCGCUUGGACCGUCUAUCAGCUUCCUGGCCAGAAUGUCACCCUCACCUGCCGCCAGAUCACACCCAUCUUGCCCCAUGACUACAAGGACAGCUGCCUGCCUGUAGGAGUGUUUGUGUGGGACGUGCAAAAUGAAGGGGAUGAAGCUUUGGAUGUGUCCAUCAUGUUUUCCAUGCGCAACGGACUAGGGGGUGGAGAUGACGCCACAGGGGGUUUGUGGAAUGAGCCCUUCAGGCUAGAGCGAGACGGGGAGACUGUGCAGGGGCUGCUGCUGCACCACCCAACUCCACCAAAUCCCUACACCAUGGCUGUGGCUGCACGCCUCACGGCAGAUACCACGGUCACCCACAUCACAACCUUUGACCCUGACGGCACUGGGCAGCAGGUGUGGCAGGAUCUACUCCAGGAUGGACAGCUGGACUCCCCUUCUGGACAAAGUGCCCCUUCGCAGAAGGGAGUGGGCAUCGCGGGGGCUGUCUGCGUGUCAAGCAAACUACCACCACGAGGCCAGUGCCGCCUGGAGUUUUCACUGGCUUGGGACAUGCCCAAGAUCAUGUUUGGAGCUAAGGGCCAAGUCCACCACAGGCGGUACACACGGUUCUUUGGCGCAGCUGGUGACGCAGCACCUGCCCUGAGCCAUUAUGCACUGUGCCGAUAUGCAGAUUGGGAAGACAGGAUCUCCGCGUGGCAGAGCCCAGUACUGGAAGACAGGUCCUUGCCGGCCUGGUACAAAUCUGCGCUGUUCAAUGAACUGUACUUCGUGGCUGACGGAGGCACGGUGUGGCUAGAGGUUCCUGAGGACUCCCUGCCGGAGGAGUUGGGAGACAACAUGAGUCAGCUGCGCCCCAUCCUCUGUGACUACGGCCGCUUUGGCUACCUCGAGGGCCAGGAGUACCGCAUGUACAACACAUAUGAUGUCCACUUCUAUGCUUCCUUUGCCCUCAUCAUGCUCUGGCCUAAACUCGAGCUCAGCCUACAGUAUGACAUGGCUCUGGCCACCCUGAAGGAGGACUUGACUCGGCGACGAUACCUGAUGAGUGGGGAGAUGGGACCUGUGAAAAGGAAGAAUGUCAUCCCCCAUGAUAUUGGGGACCCAGACGAUGAGCCGUGGCUCCGGAUCAACGCAUACUUGAUCCAUGACACUGCUGACUGGAAGGACCUGAACCUGAAGUUUGUGCUGCAGGUUUAUCGGGACUAUUACCUGACGGGUGACCAAGCCUUCCUGAAGGACAUGUGGCCUGUGUGUCUGGCUGUGAUGGAGUCUGAAAUGAAAUUUGACAAGGACCAUGAUGGACUCAUUGAGAAUGGAGGCUACGCAGACCAGACCUACGACGGAUGGGUCACCACCGGCCCCAGUGCUUACUGUGGAGGGCUAUGGCUGGCAGCCGUGGCCGUGAUGGUUCAAAUGGCUGCACUGUGUGGGGCUCAGGACGUGCAAGAUAAGUUCUCCUCCAUCCUUCACCGGGGCCAAGAAGCGUAUGAGAGACUGCUGUGGAAUGGUCGCUAUUACAACUAUGACAGCAGUGCCCAGCCUCAGUCCCGUAGUGUCAUGUCUGACCAGUGUGCUGGCCAGUGGUUCCUGAAGGCCUGUGGCCUAGGAGAAGGAGACACUGAGGUAUUUCCCACACCACAUGUGGUCCGUGCACUCCAAACCAUCUUCGAACUCAACGUGCAAGCCUUUGCAGGAGGAGUUAUGGGGGCUGUGAAUGGGAUGCAGCCUCAUGGUGUCCCCGACAGAUCCAGCGUGCAGUCUGAUGAAGUCUGGGUGGGUGUGGUCUACGGGCUGGCAGCCACCAUGAUCCAAGAGGGCCUGACUUGGGAGGGCUUCCGGACAGCGGAAGGCUGUUACCGCACCGUGUGGGAGCGCCUGGGCCUGGCCUUCCAGACCCCAGAGGCCUACUGCCAGCAGCAGGUGUUCCGUUCGCUGGCCUAUAUGCGGCCCCUGAGCAUCUGGGCCAUGCAGCUGGCCCUGCAACAACAGCAAGAGAAAAAGACCUCCAGGCAGACAGCUGCACAGGACAGAGAACCUAGCAAAGGGCCUAAACCUGGACCAAAGGAACUGCCUUAGCAAACCUGAGCCCAGAGUGAACCCUGGGAAGUGUGGGAGGGAAGUGCUCACAAGCCCAGCCUGCAGCCUGGCCUUUCCUCCCCUCCCCCUGCAAACCCUCCUGCAGCCCUGAGCCACCAGGACAAUCAUACUCCUUCCCUCCUCCCCACCCAGCUGUGCCAGUGAAGAGGGGUUGGGGUCAUCCAGGCAUUAGAAUCACUUAUUUAUUUCUUUUUUCAUCCUUUCCGUCUCUGCAUGAAAUGUUCUAGGAUGUCACUGAUUUCCCUAGCUCCAUCCAUGGGGUGUUAAACACACAUGGAUACACCAAUAAAAGACCCAGAAGGCCA